This is a messenger RNA of Phasianus colchicus (ring-necked pheasant), 3593 nucleotides long. RefSeq names its product solute carrier family 16 member 4 (gene SLC16A4). The record is from RefSeq and is a predicted model, not a curated record. NCBI's taxonomy places the organism in Eukaryota, Metazoa, Chordata, Aves, Galliformes, Phasianidae. Gene Ontology annotation, molecular function: monocarboxylic acid transmembrane transporter activity. Gene Ontology annotation, biological process: monocarboxylic acid transport; transmembrane transport.
AGGGACUCCUGGCCUGGAGGAGGAAGGCUCCUAACUUAAGUUGAUCGUCAUCUCUGCCAGAGACGGACGCAGGGCCAGGCUGGGAGCAGAGGGUCAAAACCAGAGCAAAGGGGAAGGGAGGAGGGGAAGGGGGGGUUCAUUUCUGGAACAAAUGACGAGAAGAUUCCUCUUUGCAUUCUGCAGCUUCGGGGAAGGUUUGCCAGCAUGCAGCAGCAAGGCGGGGAAAGGAAAGAAGGAAAGCCAGAGCCACCAGCAGUGAUGGGAGAUGGGAGCCAAGGCACGGACAGAGGGUGGGCAUGGGCAGCGGUGCUGCACUUCUUCCUGGUCAAUGUGUUCGUGAUGGGAAUGCUCAAAACCUUUGGCAUUUUCUUCGUGGCUUUCCAAGAGGAUGUGGGAGGCUCCUCAGAGCAGGUCAGCUGGAUUGGCUCCAUCAUGUCCUCACUGCGCUUCCUAGGAGCCCCACUGGUGGCUGUGGUCUGCAGGCGGAUUGGAGAGCGGCCGACCUCCAUCCUCGGGGCUGGACUGGUCAGUGGGGGCUGCCUGCUCAGCACACAGGCCACCAGCGUCCCAUUCCUUUGUGUCUCCAUGGGACUCCUGCUGGGCAUGGGGUUCUGCUGCCUAUACCAGGCAGCAGCUGUGAUGACGGCCAAGCGCUGCAGGACCCGGCUGGCUUUCUCCAAUGCCAUUGCACGCUCAGGGAUGGGCCUCACCUUCCUGACUGCACCCUUCACACAGCUGCUCAUCGACACCUAUGGCUGGCAGGGCACCCUCCUGAUUUUCAGUGGCAUCAUGCUGAACCUCGUGCCUUCCAGCAUGCUGCUGCGCCCCGUCCGCACCCAGCUGCCCCCGUGUCCCAAAGCCAGCCAUGAGGACAGGAGCUCAGCACCCAAAGGAGAAGCAGGAGCCCUCGCAGGACACCUCGAGGAAGCCACCAAUGGAGCAGCACAGCCACGCAGUGCUCAGGACCUUCCCAGCACAGAGGCACCUGCAGAGCCCUGCAGCACUGCUGCAGUAACCACAGCAGCACCAGGAAAAGCCCCCACUGCCAGCAGCUGCCCUGAAACCAUCAAUGAGGUCGUGAAGAGCUGCAGAUCCCUCCCUGUGCUCAAAGAGGAGAAAUCACAGCCUCUCAUCGACUUCUCCCCCCUAAAGGAUCCCCUCUUCUUCAUUUUUACCUGGUCCUUCUUGUUCAGCCACCUGGCCUACUUUGUGCCCAUCUUCCACCUGGUAGCCAGAGCCAGGACGUUGGGCAUCAGCAGCAUGGAUGCCUCCUACUUCAUCUCAGUGGCCGGCAUCACCGAGACGAGCAGCCAGCUGCUCUCAGGUUGGAUUGCAGACCAGAACUGGACCAAAAAAUACCAUUACCAUGCAGCUUACCUGGUGCUCUGCGGUGUCACCAACCUGCUCUGCCCCUUGGCCACCACCUUCCCUCUGCUCAUGACCUAUGCUGUCACCUUCGCCAUCUUCUGCGGUGGAUUCCUGGCUCUGGUGCUCCCUGUGCUGGUAGACCUGGUCGGCGUGCAAAAACUCCACAGCUAUUUGGGCUUUGCUUCCUUCUUUGCUGGGAUAGCAGCUGUUGGUGGACCUCCUCUAGCAGGGUGGCUGUAUGACUCCACGCAGACUUACGCCUGCUCGUUCCUCUUUGCUGGUGCCUGUGCUCUGCUCUCUCCUGUCUCCUUCUUCUUGGAGCCGCUGGCACAGAGGUGGAAGCUGCAGAAAGUCCACGUUCCCAUGCAGAGUGAAGCCAUCCUGCAGGGCAGCACGGGAAGGACUGGCUUUGGUUGCAGCCAGACGUCUACCAGCGCAGACCUGCAAUGUCAAAGCAAGAAUUGUUAGAUGCUGCACACCCAGAUGUGUCAUUAAAGCCACCAAAACAUGCGGUGUGAAGUGUUCUUUGGCAGGGCUGGAAAUAUGGGCUACCCCUGAGCUCCUGCCCUACACCCCCACCCCGGUGCUGGGAUCCACCAAGAGCUGAGGCACAGCAGGAGCUUUAGCUUAUUAACUCUCAUACAGCUAAUUAGCAGCAGGGAAGGAGGCAGGAACAGGGAUAGGUAGCAGAGAGAAGAUCUGAACCUCCAACGGGAUGCAAUAACAGCUGGGCACUGCAUGAAUGAUCACAGCAGAGGGCUCAGAGCUGAACUCGCUCUCCUUAAAGCCAGGAGCACAGUAGGGCAGAAUCACACCCACCCAUCAGGAUCCUCUUCCCAAAGCAGCAGAACCCACAAAGCCUCAGCCCCACACGUUGGCCCCACGCUGACAGCUUCCAUUUGGAUGGAUGAGGAGUGUUGUUCCCCUGUAGGAACAUCACUUGGGCGAUUCCAAGCACAAAUGAAGUGCUCUGUAUGGCACAAGAAGCUGCAGUGGUGUUGAGGAGCUGCAGGGAGGAAGGUUGGCUCGCAGGUAAUGGGCCAAAUUCAGUAGGCACACAACUAAGUGAUGCCAAAGAAAUCGUGAGGGAAACAUGAGAGCUUUGAAUUUGCAGUCAGUGGGGAUAUCAGUGGUAUGAAAUGCUUUGCUUUUUCAUAGACCUGCCCAUCUCCUGCAGAAAUCCACCUGCGUUAGAAAUUGUCCUUUGCACCUUUAUAGCACGUGAUUCAGCUGUGCCAGCUCAUCCUUGGGGCUGGGGGAGGAUCUCCAGUGGGUCAGCUUCUGAGCAACAGGGCUGUAAGGCUGAAGCAGACCACAUGAGGCACUAAGGGAUAAAGAGGGGUGAGUGGAACCACUGUGACUGGUUGUGAGCCAGUCCUGCACCGAGCAUCAGGCUGACAGCUGCAGCAGAGAUUAAGCUUUCAUUGGCAAAUUUAAGUUUUCACUUCUUGAAAUAUUCAAGCUCCUAUUCGUGUUCCUGCUGAACAAAUGAAGACUGCCGCUUUUGCUGCUGCAAUAGGAACUGUCCUGGCUGUGGUGGCCUACAUUUGGCUUCAGAUUUUCCAAAUCAGGAGCUUCAAACAAAGCCACAACCCUCUCAUUUUUCACCUCAAACACACGUGCUGUGCUUCCUGCUACCCAGCAUCAUGAGAUGCAGCAAACGGAGCUGAUCCACAGCCUCAGUCCACUGCACUGACCUCUCUGCCUGCUUUGUAGCACCCACCUACUGCAUGCUCUAACCUCUCCCAAGCAAGCACUGCUGUAUUUUCACCUUUUUCCCCCAUGGAGAACCAACCUACAGCAGGACAGGGUGCAUGCAUCCCCAUCUUAUCUCCAGCAGCAGUCCCCACCUCCUGGUUUUUGGGGAGCAUCUUCUCCCAUCCUCUCCCCUUGUGCUCUUUCCAAUCCAAGAGCUUAAAAAUUAAAACAAAACCCAACAACCUUUCAGUCUCAUUCUGCACCUCUAACACACGUGCUUUGCUUCCCACUGCCCAGGGGUGCAAGACCCAACAAUCAGAGCGACGUGGGGGCAGAGAUGCUCUCCAACACAGUGACACACCACUGCUUCCUUACCCUUAUUUAGGAAAACUGAGGGUCUCCACCAUGCCUGCACCCCCACCCCCUUCUGCAAACAGCUCUGAAUUCCCCAUUUCCUGCAGCACCCAACCCACAGCCUGAACACCAGCAGCCCAGAAAUGGCUCAGCAUAGGCAGGGUACCUUUCUU